This is a messenger RNA of Pteropus alecto (black flying fox), 784 nucleotides long. It is a transcript of the gene LAMTOR4, whose product is annotated as late endosomal/lysosomal adaptor, MAPK and MTOR activator 4. The coding region runs from base 154 to 477 and encodes 107 amino acids. The record is from RefSeq and is a predicted model, not a curated record. Gene Ontology annotation, cellular component: Ragulator complex; lysosome. Lineage: Eukaryota; Metazoa; Chordata; Mammalia; Chiroptera; Pteropodidae. Gene Ontology annotation, biological process: positive regulation of TOR signaling; cellular response to amino acid stimulus. The transcript has 4 exons. Gene Ontology annotation, molecular function: guanyl-nucleotide exchange factor activity.
GCUGGGGGUUCCGUGUCCCUGUUCCCUAAUCUACUCGGUUGCCCCUUCUUGGGCCUACACUCCACCCUGUCCUUCUACCCGCCGUGGGACGGAGAGGGAGGGAAUGGAGAUAGGAGGGGUGACGACGUAAAGGGUUGAGGAAGGAUCUGUGGGAUGGUGUACCGGAGGCUGGGGAGUCAUGCGGAAUUGGAGGGGACGGUGGGACUGCGAAGGCCUCACGGGGUAGCAGAGACUUCUGCACUGACCCAGGGCCUGGAGCGAAUCCCAGAUCAACUUGGCUACCUGGUGCUGAGUGAAGGCGCAGUGCUGGCGUCAUCUGGAGAUCUAGAGAAUGACGAGCAGGCAGCCAGCGCCAUCUCUGAGCUGGUCAGCACAGCCUGUGCUUUCCGGCUGCACCACAGCAUGAACAUACCCUUCAAGCGCCUGUCAGGUAUGUCUCCCUUCCAGUGGUCUUUGGAGAACACACGCUGCUGGUGACCGUGUCAGGACAGAGGGUGUUUGUGGUGAAGAGGCAGAACCGAGGCCGGGAGCCCAUUGAUGUCUAAGCCUGCCCAGUGCGAGGGGCACAGGUGGAUUAAGCCUCUCAGAUGAGGAAGAUGCAAACCUCCUCCACCUCUUUCUUGGCCUGCUGCUAGAACUAAGGCUUUCUGCUCACCUACUCCCCUAAUCCCAUUUAACUGGAAGGACAGAGGCUUGGGGACUCUGCACUGUGUUAAGGAGAGUGAGGACAAGGGGACCUCCUUCAUCCCGUCCCUCCCUCCUAAUAAACAUGAGUUUGAUGUUC